AUGGCGGAUGAAUCACAACAUCAAUCUAUAUUUCAAAAAAUGCAUGAACACUCGCGCAUGUUCUCUCAAACAUCUCCAUAUACAUAUGUUAACUAUACCGGUUCACACAAUAUGUCUGGUGGAUAUGUCGAUGAGAUUAUAAAGAGUCCUUUUGUGGCGACUCGUCAAGCUACUAUCUUGCAGCGAUCCCGUGCUCCUGUGCUUAUACAGUCUACAUCAGAAGCUCUGUUAGAGAAGAAAACGACAAGUUUUGUCGUUGAUUUUUUAAUGGGAGGGGUUUCUGCUACUGUGUCUAAGAUGGUUGCUGCUCCGAUUGAGAGAGUCAAGCUUUUGAUUCAGAAUCAGGAUAAGAUAAUCAAAUCCGGUAGACUCUCGAAACCGUACAAAGGGAUUGCUGAUUGCUUUACCAAAACUAUCAAGGAUGAAGGUGUCCUUUCUCUUUGGAGAGGCAAUACUGCAAAUGUCAUAAGAUAUUUCCCUACACAGGCGUUGAAUUUUGCUUUUAAAGACUAUUUUAAGAGAAUGUUUAAUUUCGAUAAAGAAAGGGAUGGCUACUGGAUGUGGUUUGGAGUAAAUUUAGCAUCCGGUGGCGCUGCUGGUGCCUCAUCCCUUUUAUUUGUGUACUCGCUGGACUAUGCCAGAACACGGCUUGCUAAUGAUGCCAAGGCUGCACAAAAUGGCGGUGAGAGGCAGUUUAAUGGUUUGAUCGAUGUUUAUCAGAAAACCAUCAAAUCUGAUGGUAUUCCUGGUCUUUAUUGUGGCUUCACCAUCUCCUGUGUUGGAAUAGUUAUUUAUCGUGGUUCGUACUUUGGAAUAUACGAUUCGCUUAAACCUGUGGUUCUAGUUGGUAACUUGCAGACGUAA
This is a messenger RNA of Capsicum annuum, 864 nucleotides long. Its product is annotated as ADP,ATP carrier protein 3, mitochondrial-like. Gene Ontology annotation, biological process: mitochondrial ATP transmembrane transport; mitochondrial ADP transmembrane transport. The record is from RefSeq and is a predicted model, not a curated record. Gene Ontology annotation, molecular function: ATP:ADP antiporter activity. The transcript is spliced from 3 exons. Gene Ontology annotation, cellular component: mitochondrial inner membrane. The coding region runs from base 1 to 864 and encodes 287 amino acids. Lineage: Eukaryota; Viridiplantae; Streptophyta; Magnoliopsida; Solanales; Solanaceae.